Molecule: messenger RNA, 879 nt
Organism: Ambispora leptoticha
Lineage: Eukaryota; Fungi; Glomeromycota; Glomeromycetes; Archaeosporales; Ambisporaceae
Source: the annotation of a GenBank genome assembly
AUGAAAGACGAUUCAAAGGACGGGCCUUUCGGUCGUGUUAGAUUUGUUGCCGCCAAGUAUUUUUCCACAAGAAUUACUGAUGGAGUUGUAAGUGACGAGAAUGUGCAUAAAGAAGAUGAAGUGAAAAAAAGGAAACUCAACAGCAUGCUAGAUGAGAAAAAGGAGAAAUCGCAGCAAGAUGUGCUGGGCCAGAGAAACUUGCCAUACAAUCUUUACGAUACAGGAAAUUUAAUCAAAGUCGACAAUCCUCUCUCAGAUGGCAGCUUUCAGGUGGAAAUGAAGUUACCAGAAAGCAUUGAUGUAGAGUCGUCAAUCUCGGUAGAAGUUGAAGCUGGCGUUGCUUCUUUUUUAUUUUGUAAUAGCUUUUUUGCUUUAGUUACAAGGUGUGGGUGUUUGGAGAAGUUUAUAUCAAAAUCCACUAUGGAACCGAAAGAUUAUAGUACCAUCAGAAGCAUUUUGAAAGGAGAACAAGGCGAAAAGGUUGCUCCUUACGUUUUCAAAGUGCCCAACACCAAAGCUAUUCAAGAAUAUUUGGAUAAAGAAAGGAUUACCUAUGAAAUUUACCAACAAUUACAUGUCAGUUAUAACAGAUAUAUAAAUCCGUCUUACCAAGAAGAUAUUUCUGGACGAAACAACACAAUUAUAAACGAAUACGAAAAAGCUCACCAUUUCUUGGAAGUAGGAUGUGGCUGCGGUUGCUCUGCUAAACUGCCUAAAGAAGAAUUUGCUGAAUUGCGAGAAGACUUUCAGGCUCUAACAAAACCCGAACAACAUAUCUUUCUGAUGGCCCAACUCAAGGCCAUGGAUGGUGGUGCGGUCAAUACUAGUCGACGUCUCAAGAACAAGACUCGUGUCAAUAAGAGAACUGUCUACUGUUGA